Dreissena polymorpha is the source of this 1140-nucleotide messenger RNA. RefSeq lists its product as uncharacterized. The transcript has a single exon. The record is from RefSeq and is a predicted model, not a curated record. The coding region runs from base 1 to 1140 and encodes 379 amino acids. NCBI's taxonomy places the organism in Eukaryota, Metazoa, Mollusca, Bivalvia, Myida, Dreissenidae.
AUGUAUCUCAGAAUAGGCAUCGAUCACGCGGACAAGCCAUAUCACAGAUUCCUAUGGAGGGGAAUGAAUCAGAACCGUAGUCCCGAUAUCUACGAAUUUGAUAGAGUCGUGUUCGGUGUAAAUUCAUCACCAUUUCAAGCACAGUAUGUCUUACAGCAACACGCACGGGAAAAUCUGAGCGCGUUUCCAUUAGCUGCUGAAACCAUUCUCAAGUCAACAUACAUGGAUGAUUCAAUGGAUUCCGUGGACAACGUGCAACAAGGGAAAAAGCUAUACAACGAGCUAUCGAGUAUGUUGACGCGCGCCGGUAUGCAUGCGAGAAAAUGGCUUUCAAACUCGACCGAGGUUCUAAAAGAGAUACCUAUUGCUGACCGGAAAUCAGAGGUAGAUUUGGAUGACAAACAGUUACCGUCUGCAAAAACGCUUGGUGUGUGGUGGAUAGCAGAACAAGACAUGUUUACAUUCGAAGGAAAUACACCCGAAGAAGGAAUGAAGUACACGAAACGCAACUUCUUAAAAAGGAUCGCGACGUUGUUUGAUCCAAUUGGUUUGCUAGCGCCUUUAACCAUUCGGGCAAAAAUGUUGCUUCAAGAUAUGUGGACAGCCGGAUUGACGUGGGAUGAAAAUAUGGACGAGGAGCUGACCAAUUCAGCACGAGAGUGGUUUGAAGAACUUAGAGAAUUGAGAAGCAUAUCCAUUCCAAGGUGUCUGCGGGCAAAAGACAAAACACUGGAAGCCCUAUCUUUGCACACUUUUGUCGAUGCAUCAGAAAGCGCAUAUGGGGCAGUUGUAUUUGCAAGGUGUACAUAUGAGGACGGUUCUGUUUCUACAAGUCUUAUAUCUGCAAAAACAAGAGUUGCACCAAACAUAUCUACAAGCAUACCUCGACUCGAACUCAUGGGAGCUGUCAUCGGAAUGCGGCUAGCAAAACGAAUUUGCAACGUUUUAGAGUUAAAGCUGAGCACAGUUACAUUCUGGUCAGAUAGUGUCAAUAUUUUGUGGUGGGUAAGAGGUCGUAGUCGACAAUUUAAGCCGUUUGUUGCAAAUAGAGUUGGUGAAAUUCAAAGCGACAGCAAUCCAGAACAAUGGAGAUAUGUUCCAAGCCGUGAAAACCCGGCAGAUCACCUGAGUAGAGGCUGA